Messenger RNA from Gasterosteus aculeatus aculeatus (three-spined stickleback), 2300 nucleotides. The record is from RefSeq and is a predicted model, not a curated record. NCBI's taxonomy places the organism in Eukaryota, Metazoa, Chordata, Actinopteri, Perciformes, Gasterosteidae.
GUUCAUCGCACUGCCAGAAAUAAGGAGAGUGUCUACACCAACGGUUUGGCAGACCAAGCCAAGGAGGCGAAGUGAAAUAAACCAACGACCCCACCAGUGACAGCUUUUUUUCUUUUUAGCUACGACUACUUUGGAUUUUGAAAACGAUUUAGACUCCGACUUCCAAAGAAGUGUUGCGGUGAAAUCCCGACGAGGCAGAGUGAAUCUCGGACCGUGCGUAAUCUGGAGAGUUUAUUGCACGCUGCGUCAGGAUGCGCGUCUGUCCGCUGCUGGUCUUCCUCUGUCUGCUGCGUGAUGGACGCACUCAAAAGUUCUCCGCUCUCACGUUCCUGCGGGUGGAUCAGGAUAAGGAGUGCAACAUGGAAUGCAGCGGAGCUCCUCGCAAGCCCCUCUGCGCCUCCGACGGCAGGACGUUCACAUCUCGCUGCGAGUUCCUCCGAGCCAAGUGCCGUGACCCCCAGCUGGAGGUCAUCCGAGGGCCAUGCAAAGAUACAUCCAGAUGUGUAGCAGAGAAGAAGUACACCGAGCAGCAGGCUAAGAAGCUUUUCCCACAGGUCUUUGUGCCUGUGUGCAACCCUGACGGCACAUAUAGCGAGGUUCAGUGCCACAGCUACACUGGAUACUGUUGGUGCGUCACCCCGAACGGUCGGCCCAUCAGCGGCUCAGCAGUAGCCAAUAAAAAACCUCGAUGCCAAGGUUCAAAACAAGAGAGAGCAACUACAAGAGAGCCAGGUAAAGCAGUCUCCUUGCAAAUAUUCUCCAUUCUAAAUGCAGAUGAGACCGGCCUAGUGGUGGAUCCACAGCCAGCAGGCGAUGACGAAGACAUCAUUUCCCAGUAUCCCACUCUGUGGGAGGAGCAGGUUCGCAGUCGACAGAACAACAGAACCCGAGCACCAUCCUCAUCAUGUGACGAGGAGCAGGAGGAUGCGAGCGAGCACAAGAACGACGCAGUGUUUGUGCCGGACUUGCAGGCUGCUAAAGCCCUGCUCCUCUCGGGGAAGGUGGUGGGGAGGCUGGAAAACCGCACAGCCAGAAACAUGACGUCCCUCCACAAACAUUUAUCAGCAUUCCACACUAUUGUAACGCUGUUGACUGGGGGAUCAUUUGUUCCAUGUUCGCUGACAUAUAAAUAUACGUACACUUACUGCCAUAUGAACCAUAACACAUGCUCACACGGACUCAUUCAGGUAUUUGUGGUUUAUUUUCCAGGCUGUCCCGGGGCAAAGAAAACAGAGUUCCUGACAAGUGUUCUUGAUGCGCUGUCGACAGACAUGGUGCACGCCGUCACAGAUCCAGCAUCCACCGGAAAGGUGGCCGAGCCGGACCCCAGCCACACCCUGGAGGAGAGAGUGGUCCACUGGUAUUUCAGUCAGCUGGACAAAAACUCCAGUGGGGACAUUGGAAAGAAGGAGAUCAAGCCUUUCAAACGCUUCCUGCGCAAGAAAUCCAAGCCAAAGAAGUGUGUGAAGAAGUUUGUGGAGUACUGUGACAUCAGCAACGACAAGGCGCUGUCUCUGCAGGAGCUGAUGGGUUGCCUCGGGGUGACCAAAGAAGAGGGGGCUAAACCAGGAGAGGGUUUAUCUUCCAGUAAACUAAAUCCCUCAAGGAAGCAAGGGUAAACCACCAUCUGAGACUUCCCCUCCCGCAUGGGGAAUCCGCCCUCAACAAUCGGCAAAAACGGAAACCAUAGUAUUUGCACUUUGUACUUUAAAAAGAAAAAAAUGUAAAUUCACUUUGUAGAAAUAAGGUAUUUAAAUCUGCUGAAUCUGUGAAUGAUGUAGUUAGCUUUUUAUGUCCAGACAAACAUUAUUUAACACAUACAAUGUAUGUGUCCUUUGUGUGUCUAAAAAGUAUACUUUUCAAAGUUGUACAAGUUUUCAUGUUCGAUGUUGCUUUUUGUCACCCUUCCCCCGCUGUAAUUUUUCCUCCAUGUUGAUGAUGGUAAAGCAGAUAAAUGGUUUGCUAUAUUAUAGUUACAAUAACUUAGACCAUACCAUCUCUCAUGUACUGAUCUAUAGCAUUUCUUCUCGUGCUUUGUACACAAGAAUGUCUUAAACAUGCAGCAUAAAAAUCUUCUACAUGUUCACAUGUAACCAUGUUUAUUAGAAAUAAAGACCUCUUUUAUACAUCUGGUUCUUUGCCAGUCUUUACGUGUCAAAGGUUAAUUAGGUCAGCGAUUUCAUUCUUUUCUCUCUAAUCCAAUUAGUCUUCCAUGUUUUCCUUCUCCUUAUACAAAUUAUGUAAUGUCUUUGCCGUUUAGUGUUUACUUGCAGCGUCUUUAAUAAAACACCUUGUUGACA